Megachile rotundata (alfalfa leafcutting bee) is the source of this 1150-nucleotide messenger RNA. RefSeq names its product mitochondrial ribosomal protein S7 (gene mRpS7). Gene Ontology annotation, biological process: translation. The record is from RefSeq and is a predicted model, not a curated record. Lineage: Eukaryota; Metazoa; Arthropoda; Insecta; Hymenoptera; Megachilidae. Gene Ontology annotation, molecular function: RNA binding; structural constituent of ribosome.
UUGAUAUUGUAAAAUUAAUAUUGCUCAGCUUUACAUGUCAGAAUAUGGUAGUUGACUUUGUGCAGUUGGUAAUGUUCAACCCAACUCCAACCCCAACGUAACUCUGAUCCCAUGGAAACAGGCAAGGCAACUUAACUCUAACCCGACUCUAACCCGACUCUGACCCGAUUUGGACCCUCGAUGGAGACGUAGUCACUGAGACUAAAAUUGCCGCGCAUGCGCGAAAAAACCCGUCCAAUAUCUCAUCACUGCGCAUUACCAUAGAUUAUAGCAUACGCAGAAAGAAUUAGAAUAGAUGCGGAAUACUGUGCGUAAACCCAAUUCGUCUAUUCAAUUAUACCAAAGUGUUGGUAAAUAAAUAGAUUAGAAUUAAUAAAACAAAAAUUCGAAAAUGAUUCUGAAAAGAACUUAUAAUUUAUUAACAUCAAGGCAAAAUCAAGUAAAUAUUCAGUUUUAUAGUAUAUUUCCAACAACGUACGUGAAACCCAUUUUUAAAAAAGAAGAACAAGAAGAGGUACAUGUAAGUCCAGAAGGAAAUAAAUUAUCUCGCAUACCUAUCAGACCAGCAUUAACUUCUGAUACAUGUUCUGAAUUUUACGAUGAAAUUGUUCGUAAAUUUACAAAUUAUAUUAUGAGGCAAGGCAAAAAAAUGGUAGCAAGAAAAGUAUUAGAAACAACUUUUGAAAAUAUUAAAAUAUUACAAUUAAAAAAGUACUAUCAACUACCUCCUGAAGAAAGAGAUAGUGUUAUAUUAGAUCCAAAAGCUAUUUUACAUGAGGCCAUAGAGAAUUGUUCACCAGUUUUGGAAUUAACAAAUGUAAGGAGAGGUGGUAUUCUUUACAAGGUUCCUAUACCGUUAAAUGAACAAAGAGCUAAGUUUCUGUCAAUGAAUUGGUUAAUUCAAACUGCAAAUGAUAAGCCAGAUACAGAUAAAUUUGUCGAUGUAUUAGCAAAAGAACUUAUUAAUGCAUCUAAUAAUGAGGGUAAAACUAUAAAAAAGAAACACGAAUUACACAAGCAAUGUGAAGCAAAUCGAGCUUUUGCACAUUAUAGAUGGAUAUAGAGGUACUGUAAACCAGCAUAUUAUUUGUAUAUAAUAGCAGAAUUUAUAUAAAUAAAUUACACAAUUUAUAAAAUAUCACCAACAAUA